This is a messenger RNA of Fraxinus pennsylvanica, 966 nucleotides long. Lineage: Eukaryota; Viridiplantae; Streptophyta; Magnoliopsida; Lamiales; Oleaceae. The record is from the annotation of a GenBank genome assembly.
AUGUCAAGUGGGCUUCAUCGAUCUUCGAGCGCUGCUUCGAAAAACGUCCUCCCUCCUCAAGAACUCCUCGACGAUCUCUGCAGUCGGUUUGUUCUGAACGUGCCGAAAGAAGACCAGCAAUCUUUUGAGAGGAUUUUGUUUCUUGUGGAGUAUGCACAUUGGUUUUAUGAAGAUAACUCUGUGGAGAAGAAUCCAUCUUUGAAGUCAUUGACUCUAAAGGAAUUUACUACUCUAUUAUUUAACAAUUGCGAUGUUUUGAAGCCGUAUGUUGCCCAUAUAGAUGACAUAUUUAAGGACUUCACUUCGUAUAAGGUUCGAGUUCCAGUAACAGGGGCCAUUAUACUGGAUGAAACUUAUGAACGGUGCUUACUAGUGAAGGGGUGGAAAGGAACAAGCUGGAGCUUUCCCCGUGGGAAAAAGAAUAAAGAUGAGGAAGACCACAAUUGUGCCAUCAGAGAAGUCAUGGAGGAAACAGGUUUUGAUUUUUCAAAACUUCUUAACAAAGAUGACUACAUUGAAAUGAUUUUUGGACAGCAGAGAGUGAGGCUGUAUAUAGUCGCUGGAGUGAAAGAUGAUACAGCCUUUGCUCCUCUCACUAAAAAAGAGAUAAGUGAAAUUGCAUGGCACCGACUUGAUGAACUUCAUCCAGCAAGUGAUGAUGUUAUAUCUCGUGCGACCACUGGCCUCAAGCUUUACAUGGUUGCUCCGUUUCUUAAAUCUUUGAAAACAUGGAUUGCGGCUCAUCCAUCUCUCUUAGCACCUAGAUCAGACAAACCUGUGAAAGGAAUUACUGUUUGGAAGGCAAAGAACAGCUCUACCGGAAACAGCUCAACAACAACAGAGAGCCAGCCAAGUAAACCAGUGGGUGACAGGCAUCCUUCCGAAGGUCCUGGAAAGAGCUUUAGAAACUUUCAGUUCGAUACUGCUGCAAUAUUUCGUGCAAUGGAUGCUGCCUUCUGUGGAUAA